Molecule: messenger RNA, 2304 nt
Organism: Penicillium cinerascens
Lineage: Eukaryota; Fungi; Ascomycota; Eurotiomycetes; Eurotiales; Aspergillaceae
Product: DUF4246 domain-containing protein
Exons: 1
Coding region: 1-2304 (767 amino acids)
Source: RefSeq, a predicted model, not a curated record
AUGACUGAAGAAACCGAGCAGGUUGACACCAAAUUCGACAACACUGGCCACGGUCCGCUUCGAGUCCCAGGGUUCGCAGGCAUCCCGGUCCACUAUGAACUCCCUUCCAACGCCCGUUUUGCGCACGGAACGGUGGAGUGGCGACAGGCCCCCGCCGUCACGGCCCGCGAGCUGACCAUGGUCGCCGUGAUGAACCACCUCACCGAUCGGCCUGCGUGGUACGUGAAGAUCUUCGACUAUGAAGUUGUCGCGGAAUGGAAACAAGAGACCUUUGACACAACCCCACUGAUGAGCGAAAAGGCGUGGGAAUGGUGCGUAAAGGAGCUCCGCGAUAAAGCGGUUGAUCUCCGCGAGAAUCGCCAGACCCAUAUCCGCGUUCUUGAUACCGGAUCGUGCGUGUGCAAAGCAGAUACGGAGACUCUGGACUCUCUUAGUGCGGUGUUCAGAGGGUCCGUUCCGGCUUUAUUGGAGGAGCAGCAGGAACAGCGAAUUUUAGAUUGGCAGUCCGAAACCGUGUUGAAUGUGGUUGAUCCGUUGUUAUUUCCCUUGGUUUAUGGACGAAGCCUGGUCUUGACGGACGGAGGACGAGUGGACCUCGACGACGUGCUGGGCUGCUAUCGAGAUGCAACGGUCGCGCCCAAGCCUUACGAUCGACGGAUCAACUCCCAGUCCGUGCAGAAGGAUAUAGACAGGCUUGGCACUCCAUGCUGGGGUAUUAGCCCUCCCCAUGGUGAGAAGUCCGAGUUCUACCACUGGAGUUCCAACUACCAAUGCCUUCCAUGUGAGGUGGAAUUUCUCCACGACUUCAGAACGGAGGUGCAGAUCACCUCUUACAUCAAUAACUUGCACCCAGCUCAUAAGGGUCUAUACCAGGCUAUUGAGAAACUCAUCUCCAUGACAAUCAAGCCGUGGAAUGAUUGUCUGGUGAAGGGACAGAGUGGCUGGGAUGAUCAAUUCAACCAGGGGCAAUUGGGGCCGGUUCCCCUACGUAUCAUCACCUACGGGGUCGAAUGGGAGAAUGAGCUUCCUGAAUGGGCGCUCGCGUUUAGAAUACCCUUUGAACCCAGGAUUAAAAUAUACCGCAAAGCCCAAGAAGCGCUGCAGAGCAGCAAGGAUGACCAAACGAGGAAGGGUAGAAAAAAGCACCUCGACGCGCAAAGGCGGCUCAGCGGGCUACGAGAUGUGGCAGACAAUCUACACAAGAAGCUGCCUCCGCCGGACUCGGACCUCUGGCAAAGAGCCAAGGAGUAUCUAGAACUCCCAGAGGACGGCUCAAACACCCCCGUCGCAGCUCCAGACGACUGGAUGGAGGGGGAGGUCAAGCCGUGGCGGAGCAUUGAAAAUAAAUUAAAGCGUCUGCUGCGCUUUAAACACCCGGAACCGGGAACCGCUUUUUCGUAUGAAGAGUGGAAGACCAACCGACACAAAGAUAAAGCCAUCAUCGACAUCGUCCGUCACCGGAGUAACUGGGAUCCGGAUCGGCAGCCUUUUGAGCCUCUCACCCCUCCACACACCCCCUACACGAUCUCUCUCCAAGACACCUUCCGCGACCAAGGCCUGCAAAUCAUCAUAAAGAUGGAGAAUAUCGAACUCACCCCCAAAAAUCCCACAUACACCAACGACUCCUGGCAGCUCGACGGCCAACUAAACGAACAUCUCGCCGCCGUCGCCAUCUUCGCCUACGACGUCUCAAACAUCACCUCCCCCCAGAUUUCAUUCCGACAGUACACUACCCUCGACGGAGUCUACUACCAGUACGCCGAGGAAUUGUAUACUACGGGGGACUUCAAUAUCCGCAAUUUACGAGCCCACCGAUGUGGCAAAGGGGCCGGGCGAGAAAUCGUGGCAAUAGCGGAUAUUCUGGGAUUCGACAACCCUCUUGACCUCUGGGGCGAUUUUCACGGGACACUAUCAUACCAGAGUAUCGGGUCUGUCGCGACUCCUCAGGGUCGAUUAAUCACGUUUCCGAGCGUUUUGGAGUACCGGGUCGAACCGUUUCAGCUGCUGGAUGCGUCUCUCCCGGGGCAUUAUCGUUCAAUCAAGAUGUAUCUAGUUGACCCACAUUACCGCGUGUGUUCGACUCGGAAUGUGCCGCCGCAGCAGCAUCACUGGUGGAUGCAGGAAGCGGGUAACGCUCUUGCCACGGCGGGACUGCCUCGCGAACUGGUGGAUGAGAUCUUCCGUGGAACGGAUGACUGGCCGAUGGGAAUGGAGGAGGCGGCACAUCGCCGUCAGAAUCUGAUCAGAGAGCAUAUCUGGAAUGAGGUGUUUAGGCUGAGGCGUAUGCCUGGUCCGGGAUUUUGA